This is a messenger RNA of Lasiosphaeria miniovina, 1596 nucleotides long. RefSeq names its product SURF1 family-domain-containing protein. Gene Ontology annotation, cellular component: membrane; mitochondrion. NCBI's taxonomy places the organism in Eukaryota, Fungi, Ascomycota, Sordariomycetes, Sordariales, Lasiosphaeriaceae. The record is from RefSeq and is a predicted model, not a curated record. The transcript has 4 exons. Gene Ontology annotation, biological process: mitochondrial respiratory chain complex IV assembly. Bases 313 to 1338 code for a protein of 341 amino acids.
GAGAGCCCCCUCCCCCCGCAGACUACAGCCCCAGCCAUGCCGUGCAGCGGGGCACAGAAGCUUCCCGGUUGCACCAAUGAGCCGCUGCGCUCCCACGGUUUAGGCUCGGCGAACGGACGCUACGGAUAGGCGCGGGCUGCAGGAAGCACCUACAACCUCCACGCGUGGGAAAUUCAAGAUUCCCAUCGCCGUUGGACAUUUCACAUCGACCCAGCAACACUUCUUGACGGCGGGUCAACAAGACGAAGCAGACGAACCGUGUUUCUGUUCGCCUCUCGGGCCGGACCAAUCAAUCAUAAAAGAACAGGUAGGAUGGCCGGGACAGUGUUCAAUUGCCUGCUGCGUCCAGCGCGGACGCCGAGGGUCUCAAUUGGCGGCGUGGCCCAGAAAUGGACGGCGGCGGCAUCCCAAACCCCCCCAACAUGCCGAGCUGCGACAUUAUCGACACCCGCGGCGGCCAUACGGCGGGCUGGGGCAGCCCGCCGGCCCAUUUCGACGUCGCGGCCACGACGCGCACGGCAGGCCGCCGACGAGCCGGGCUUCACCUCGGUCCUCGACAACCCCCCAGAACUGGUCCGGUCCGGUCGCAGACACGGCCCAGGCCUGAUCAUCCUCGCCAUCAUACCGGUCACGGCGUUCAUCCUCGGCACGUGGCAGGUGAAGCGGCUGGAGUGGAAGACGGAGCUGAUCGCCAAGUGCGAGGACCGGCUGGUGCGGGCGCCGCUGCCGCUGCCGCCGCGCAUCGAUGCGGACGCGAUCCCCGACUUCGACUACCGGCGGGUGUGGACGACGGGGCGGUACCGGCACGACCAGGAGAUGCUGAUCGGGCCGCGCAUGCGCGACGGCGAGCAGGGCUACAUGGUGGUGACGCCGCUGGAGCGCGAGGGCGGGCCCGAGACGACGGUGCUCGUGAACCGCGGGUGGAUAUCCAAGGACAAGGCCGACAAGCGCAAGCGCAUGGACAGCCUAAAGCCCGAGACGGUGCGCGUCGAGGGCAUGCUGCGAGAGCCGUGGAAGAAGAAUAUGUUCACGCCCGACAACAACAUCGAGAAGGGCGAGUUCUACUUUCCCGACGUGCACCAGAUGGCGCAGUUGACCGGGAGUCAGCCCGUCUGGAUUGAGCAGACUAUGGACCCCGACAUUCUUCAGCUCUAUGACUACGUGGCGCGCGGUAUCCCCAUUGGCAGGCCUGCCGAGGUGAACCUGCGUAACAACCACGCCCAAUACAUUUUUACAUGGUACGGCCUUGCUGUGGCAACCUCAAUAAUGUUUUGGCUGGUGGUCAAAAAGCCGCCAUCCGACAUAACUCGGCGUGUUCGUAUGAACAAGAGCUGGUAAAAAGUGAUCGGCGCUGUUUUCACAGUUCAGGUAAUCUCUUUGUCCUCGUUCCCGCCACUAGCCUUACGCCGUCUCUUCGUUGGAGCAGGGGGUGUCAUGCGCAGCUCUUGAAGUAAUUCCCUUGGCAGAUGGCGUUGUGCAAGAGCAAAGGGCGUGGUAUGGGGGUUAGUUUGGCGUUGUCUGAGGUAGAUAGGGUCAGUCAUGUAAAAAAAAAACACACUGUUAUAUAGUAUAUACAUCGUAAGAUACCCUGUCCGA